CCCUAACCGACGUCACCCACGACUGAUAACACACUGACACAACUUCUGAUAAUGUUUUGAGUGAGCAACGGACUUGUACCGCCACAAACAAAGACGUCUCUGUCUCAAAUGGCCACCAUUGUCUUCUGCUCUGUGAACAAAACGGCUCAGAGCACCGUGCGACGAUGUUCGAUGUCACAUUUAAAGAGGCUCGCCAGUUCGGCGGCGUCACACUUGACGUUGUCCCCCAGUAGCAGCAAGCCGCUGACUCUCCUUCCGGGUUCAAGAUGGCUUUCCAGGGGCUGCGGCGUACGGUUUGUGUCCCAGGGGACCGCAGGCAGAGCCGCCGGCGGGCGGACCAGGAAGGGAGCCCUGGCGCUCAGCGGAGCGGCGGCACUCACAGCGGCCGUGGCGGGUUUUCUAGCCAACGCUGACCACUUCCAGCGCGCCGACAUGGCCACGAAGGUGCCCCGAGCCGCCGCGGAGAAGGAGCGGGAGCAGGAGGGGGACAUCUCGCAGAGGUGCCGGGGGUUCAUGUCUCCUCCGGUGACCGACAUCGGUGUGCUGCAGGGGAGGAGCGGGGAGAUGCGCACGAGGAUGGAGAUGCUGAUCAUGGAGACGCAGGCCGACUUCUGCAACGCCCUGCAGGAGGUGGACGGCGGGACGUUCAAGGUGGACCGGUGGCAGAGAAAUGAAGGUGGCGGAGGGAUCAGCUGUGUGAUGCAAGAUGGAAAGGUGUUUGAGAAGGCCGGAGUCAACGUGUCCGUGGUGUUUGGAAACCUGACUGAGGAGGCUGCCAGGCAGAUGAGGAGCAGAGGGAAAGUCCUCAAAGGGAAAGACGGUAAGCUGCCGUUCUGUGCCAUGGGCGUGAGCUCCGUCAUCCACCCCAAGAACCCCCACAUCCCCACCGUGCACUUCAACUACAGAUACUUUGAGAUCGAGGAGGAAGAUGGCACCAAGCAGUGGUGGUUUGGUGGCGGCACGGACCUGACUCCGAUUUACGUUAGCAAAGAAGACGCCUCUCACUUCCACAACACCCUGAAGGAGGCCUGUGACAAGCACCACCCGCAGUACUACCCCGACUUCAAGAAAUGGUGCGACCGAUACUUCUACAUCCGGCACAGAGGAGAGACUCGGGGCAUCGGAGGGAUCUUCUUCGAUGACCUGGACUCCCCAAGUCAGGAGGAAGCGUUCGACUUCGUCAAGAGCUGUGCGCGCACGGUGGUGCCGUGUUACCUGCCCAUCGUGCGCAAACACCUCAAUGACUCCUUUACUGACGAGGAGAAGGCCUGGCAGCAGGUACGACGAGGAAGAUACGUGGAGUUCAACCUGGUGUAUGACAGGGGAGUGAAGUUUGGAUUGGCCACGCCAGGCUCCAGAAUUGAGAGCAUUCUCAUGUCCCUCCCCCUCACCGCCAGGUGGGAGUACAUGCACGAGCCCGCCAAAGGCACCCUCGAGGCCGAGAUGCUGGAAGUAUUACGAAACCCCAAGGAGUGGGUGUGAGCGCGGUGUUCACGGGUUCAAGUGGACAAAAACAUCCAGGAAACCGUCUCUGUCCUAAGUGAUAAUACAGGGAACUUGCUUGAUAUGUUUUGUUUGAACUCAAUGGUACUUUUCUGUUUCCCAGCAUCCAUGAAUACACUGAAUCACAAAGGGAUAGCGUUACUACCGCUGGCCACAGGCUGUGAGGUCAUCCCCCUACCCCCCCCUGAUGAUGCUUCCUUUCAUCCGGUGUUUGUGUCAAACACCAGCUGUAGUUUCUGUUCUAUGCCUGUGCUAAAUGUGGCUCUCCUUCAGCAGUGAGAGGUAAAGUAGGGGAAACUGAGCUGGUAUCAAAUGUUAAUAAAUCUUUCCGUUUCAUUGCAUGUCUUUAAGGUAAUGGGUUAUUUUUUACAAUAAAACCUAUAUUCUAACGGACAAUAAUGAA
This is a messenger RNA of Gasterosteus aculeatus aculeatus (three-spined stickleback), 1906 nucleotides long. RefSeq names its product coproporphyrinogen oxidase (gene cpox). NCBI's taxonomy places the organism in Eukaryota, Metazoa, Chordata, Actinopteri, Perciformes, Gasterosteidae. Gene Ontology annotation, cellular component: cytoplasm. The record is from RefSeq and is a predicted model, not a curated record. Gene Ontology annotation, molecular function: coproporphyrinogen oxidase activity.